AUGAACAUAUCGGAAUCACCAGGUUACAGUGAUUUUGCAUCGGCAAUUGAACUAAAUCGUCUGAGCUUAGAAUUGAUUGGCUUAUGGCCUACAACUGAUAGAAUCUCCAAAAAAAGUCUCGGUUCUAAUAUUCGUGCAGCUUUCGCUUUUAUUAUGAUAACAUUCUUUCUUAUUAUUCCUGUUGUACAUGCACUUACUCGAGUUUGGGGCGAUAUGACACUAAUGAUAGACAAUUUACGAAUUACGUUACCAAUGCUGACGUGUUUAUUAAAACUUGCCGUCAUGCGGUGGAAACAAUCAGUACUGUUAUCCAUUAUAAACAUGAUGAAAGAAGAUUGGAUGAUGUUAAAACAAGACGCAGAAAGAGAUGUAAUGAUGAAGCAUAUGCAGACUUCUCGACUAAUUGUAAUUUGUGCAUACUUUAUGAUGGUAUGCGGUGCAUUUGUGGUUAUUAUUUUUUCUUGUUUUGGCCUAUCGUUCAGACGUUUGACAAAUCUUACCGAUCGGAGCAGACCGUUACUCUUGCAGACAUAUUAUCUCUAUGACACAGAUAAGAGUCCGCAGUUUGAAUUGACAUAUCUUACUCAAAUCAUAACACUGGUUUUGGGCCUCGUAAUAUAUGUAUCGAUAGAUACUUUUCUUGGAUUAGUAGUCUUUCAUGUCUGCGGUCAAUUAGAGAAUUUCAGAGGACGGUUAAUCAAUUUGAUUGCUGGCAAGGACUUCAACAAAGUCUUAAGUAACAACGUAGUGAUUCAUUUACGACUUAUUAGGUACGGGUUUUGA
This is a messenger RNA of Camponotus floridanus (Florida carpenter ant), 783 nucleotides long. RefSeq lists its product as uncharacterized. Gene Ontology annotation, biological process: detection of chemical stimulus involved in sensory perception of smell; sensory perception of smell. The transcript has 3 exons. The record is from RefSeq and is a predicted model, not a curated record. Bases 1 to 783 code for a protein of 260 amino acids. Gene Ontology annotation, molecular function: olfactory receptor activity; odorant binding. NCBI's taxonomy places the organism in Eukaryota, Metazoa, Arthropoda, Insecta, Hymenoptera, Formicidae. Gene Ontology annotation, cellular component: plasma membrane.